AGGCCCCCAAAAUAUGCAUAUAUGAAAAAGCCAAAAAGUAACCGUCAGUGACAGGGAGUCUUAACUAGAGAUAGAAACGGAACCAAACUGGCGGGCUCAGUGAAAGCGCGGCCGGCAGCGUCCCGGACGAGGAGUAUGUACUUUUGGAGAAAGGGGUGCCUUAAUAGCUUUUUCAGAUGUCUUUGGUGGACUUGGGGAAGAGGUUGCUAGAAGCAGCAAGAAAAGGCCAAGAUGAUGAAGUGAGAACAUUGAUGGCAAAUGGCGCCCCCUUCACCACAGACUGGCUUGGAACAUCACCCCUCCACCUUGCAGCCCAGUAUGGUCAUUAUUCCACAGCAGAAGUGCUCCUUCGAGCAGGCGUUAGCAGGGAUGCCCGGACCAAAGUGGACAGGACCCCUUUGCACAUGGCUGCAGCUGAUGGACAUGCGCACAUCGUGGAACUGCUUGUUAGGAAUGGUGCAGAUGUGAAUGCCAAGGAUAUGCUGAAGAUGACAGCUUUACAUUGGGCUACAGAACACCACCAUCGAGAUGUUGUAGAGCUACUUAUCAAAUACGGAGCUGAUGUCCAUGCUUUCAGCAAGUUUGAUAAAUCUGCCUUUGACAUAGCCCUGGAGAAAAAGAAUGCUGAAAUUCUGGUCAUCCUUCAGGAAGCAAUGCAGAAUCAGGUGAAUGCUAAUCCUGAGAGAGCCAGCCCUGUGACUGUGGCUGCCCCAUUCAUCUUCACAUCUGGAGAAGUAGUCAACCUCGCUAGCCUUGUUUCUUCAGCCAACACCAAAACCACCUCAGGUGACCCCCAUGCCUCCUCAGCACCACACUUGUCAAAUUCCACCACCUCAGUGCUGGCCACCCUUGCAGCUCUUGCUGAGGCAUCAGCCCCCUUGUCCAACUCCCACAGAGCCGCAGCUAAUUCAGAGGAAAUUAUAGAGGGAAAUUCUGUUGACUCAUCAAUCCAGCAAGUGGUGGGGAGCGGAGGCCAGAGGGUCAUCACCAUAGUGACUGAUGGAGUCCCUCUGGGUAAUAUCCAAACUGCAAUCCCUACUGGAAGCAUUGGCCAGCCAUUUAUCGUAACUAUGCAAGAUGGACAGCAAGUUCUAACUGUACCUGCUGGUCAGGUUGCAGAGGAAACUGUAAUUGAAGAAGAGGAAGAAGCAGAGAAGUUGCCUCUGACUAAAAAACCACGAAUAGAAGAGAUGACAAACAGUGUGGAGGAGAGCAAGGAGGGCACUGAAAGAGAGCUGCUCCAGCAGCAGCUCCAGGAGGCCAAUCGAAGAGCUCAGGAAUACCGACACCAGCUCCUAAAGAAAGAACAGGAGGCAGAAGAGUACCGCCUCAAGCUAGAGGCCAUGGCCCGACAACAGCCCAAUGGAGUUGACUUCACCAUGGUUGAAGAGGUGGCGGAGAUAGAUGCUGUAGUAGUUACAGAGGGGGAGAUGGAAGAGAGAGACACGGAAGUGACUGGGGCAGGAGGGACCGUGGAGCCUCAUCCUGGAGUUUCCUUGGAAACUGUUUCAUCUUAAUGUGCAAGGGCCACAACUUGUACUCUGUCCAUCUUUUUCCUCUUUUUAAAAGAAAAUACAGAGGACAGACAUUGUAUAAAAAUUAAGACUGUCCUUAAGAAGAAAACUAUAGCAGGGUACAGUGCUUGGGCUCAGGAAGGCUUGCUCUGCAGCUGGAAAAUGCAAAGCCAAAUUUAGGGAAGACUUUUGCGGGACCAAAGGAACAAGGGCCAGAUUUCUCAGCUCACAGCAUUGCUUUAAGCUUAGAGGUAAAAGAAUGCUGGAUAUUGUGGGUUGUUUCUUAAACAACUGGCUUUGUAUCAGAAGAUUUUAAGAUAACAUUCCUAGUAGAGACACACAGAGCCUUUAAUGAGUGUACCAUCAAGUGACCUUAAAAUUUGCCUUAGAUUUAUGACGUGUACCUGGUAGAGAAGAAAACUAACCGGGAGGUGGACUAGAAGCAAGCUUUUGGGAAGAGAAAGAAAUAUAUUCCACUUCCAAAGGAGCAGGCAUUCCCUUCUAUCCUGAAUUAAUUUCACUGAAAAGAAAUUGGUAGUUGCCUAACUCUGCAUCCAUUAUGUGUCCAUAAUUCAGAUGCCAGUUUAAGAAACUGAAGUGGAAUAUUUAAAAACUGGAAAGGAAAGAAAACUUGUUUAUGUGGGAGAAGUGUAUGUAAAUCCAAAAUCCUCCAGGCUGUGCUUUCACAAUGCUGGAAAGUGGCCAGAAAGAGGCUUGUGAGGUUAUGAAACAAUCUGGUCUUGAGAUACAAACUUUGCUCUGGCUGGAUUUUAUAAAAUUGAAAUCAGGAGGAUAGUCUGUUGCUACAACUUGCUUCCAAACAUUUAUUUCUAUAAUAUCAAGCUUUAAUAACAACUUUUUAAUUUUAUAAAAUUUUGUUGAGUUUUCGAAGUGUGCCUUUCUGUGGAGCUUACAUGGUAUCCUCUUCAUUGCAAAAAAAGUCAGGGGAGGGGUGAGUGCUGCGGGUGUUGGUGGAGUUUUGUUUCCGUUUGACUUGGGAUGAGCAAAUGGUUGUUUCCUUAAGGUUGGGUUUUGUGCAGAGCUUUUGUGCCUUUUAGGUGCUCAGUGUGUGUUGGCAAAGGGAGUGAAAAACUAGAAGUGCCAUAAAGUAAGGAACCAAAAAUUCUGGCUCAGUGACUUCAUCUGCCCGACUUCCUUCUCUAGCACGAUGCCUGCUCCCUUUGCCUAGACACUUCUGGAAAGUGUUUUGUUGCUGGGUUUUCUUUGUGCACCAGUUUGGAGUUUUUUCAAAAUAAAGGGGAUAUGGAUGGAGAGAGAGAGGUUGUGGAGAGGUUACAUUACAGAAGUUACUGUCUUUGAAAUUGGGCCCCCAUCUUUCUAGACCUGCUUGCUUGCUUUAUUGUAAAUUAGAAGAAGAAACCAGAGGAUGUGCCAAGUAAACAUUUGAAUGACUGUUUAGAAUACGGUUUUCUUAAUUAGCGAUCAUGGGGAAAACAUACAUUUUUAAUUUGGAAUAAAACUUGACAAUUAACAUGGUUCUAUUUACCUUGAUUAGUGAAGUAAUUUGCUGUUUUCCAGAGGUGCAGAAUCACGUGGGACUCAAAAUAGACCUAAAACAACUCGCCAAACCAAAUUUGACAAACAGAAUUGGUUAUUAGAGGCUUAUAAGCAAAAAUACCAGUUUGAAAUUAAUCUUGGCUACUGGCCACCUUAACUAGGUUUUCUCCAUAAACUUGAGAGAUUACUCUUGGUUUUGGGGGAUGACGAGAAGCCUAGGUAAGGGCUAGUGUGAAAUUGUGCCAUCUGCUGUCAAAUUGUCCUUUUUCAGUUUGCAAUGUUUUUCUUUUCUCUGAGUCCCUUUGUGAACCAGGUGCUAACAAUAAGCUGCUAUUGUGUGCCAUUUCAGAGCCUUAGUUUAACUAUAGAGAUAGAGGGACCAAGUGUCAUUUUAGAUAUGUUUGGUUUAUGUUCUUUGUGUAUCUAUUGACUUUAAUUCCUUCCCCCCCACCCCUUGCCUGUUAAGGGGGUGGAGGUUAACUCUGCAGAGGAUAUCCAGGCCCAGCCCCCUCUCCCUCUGGGGUAGCUUCUGACUAGGGGCAGGAGUUGCCAUCCAGCACUCCCUGCUGAGCAUACGGCACUCCCUACUGUUUUGGGGAACUGUUCAGAAAUUCUUAUUCUCUUUCUGUAGGAGGCUGUCAUUCUCACCUAGAAAAAUCUCUAAUACAGUCCAAUCAUUUUUGAUGAUGGGGUCUCUGAGAUAGGGAGUUGGGUCAGGGAAAGAGAAAAGAGAAAUGUCUGGAAAGGGAAGAGUAGCAAAAAGGUAUUUGUUGUUAUUUACUUGAAAUACCUUUUAGCAUCCCAGAGAAGAGAAAUAGGAUUUGAUCCCCAGUUGUUUUUUUAUUUUUUUUUAAUUUUUUAAUUUUUUUAUUUUUUGACAGAGAGAGACAGCGAGAGAGGGAACACAAGCAGGGGGAGUGGGAG
Messenger RNA from Zalophus californianus (California sea lion), 3956 nucleotides. RefSeq names its product GA binding protein transcription factor subunit beta 2 (gene GABPB2). Gene Ontology annotation, biological process: positive regulation of transcription by RNA polymerase II. Gene Ontology annotation, molecular function: transcription cis-regulatory region binding; protein binding. NCBI's taxonomy places the organism in Eukaryota, Metazoa, Chordata, Mammalia, Carnivora, Otariidae. The record is from RefSeq and is a predicted model, not a curated record. Gene Ontology annotation, cellular component: nucleus. The transcript is spliced from 10 exons. Bases 177 to 1517 code for a protein of 446 amino acids.